CUCCACUUUUCCAGGUCAGGCGAGAUACCGUGAAAGAUCGCGCCAUAAGGUCACUCUGGCUUUUGUAUUGACUCGAUCCAUGUUCAGAUCAGCUUGGACAGGGACAGAGAUAGUCAAGGCAAUCUUGAAGACUAAGCGUUGCCGACAUCUUCGCUGCUAUUCCAUAUCCAGUGGACCAGCAUCAUCGCCAACACUCCUCGUGCGACCAUUUGGAAAUCCAGAUCCUGACAUCUUGCAAUCUGACUUUACGCUCCUUCCACACUUCUACACCGCUGCCGAGACUCGCCAGCUACUUGCAGCGGCACUAUGGAAGCUGGAUCGUGGAGAUAGCACUAGGAGGCGGAGGUCAGGGCCUUCACAUCCACAGGCACAGCUACCGCACACGAGCUCUGCCAAUUCCCCACCGUUAGCAGAUCUGUUUCAUGGGCAGUAUGGCUUUGAACCGGGUCAUUAUGAUGCAGUGAUUCAUCAGUAUCGCGAAUCCCUAAUGUCCACUCUUCCGACCCCCUCCUCCUCCUCGUACCCCGACUUGAUCACCCUCCUGCACAAAGCAUACGCUCUCCUUCUUCCUGAUUCAACGUCGAUUGCCAACGGCACGCCGCCUUCCAAUGUCAUCACACAUCUCUUGCAUCUCUCUCCGGAAGGCCAGAUCAAAGGCCAUGUGGAUAAUCUCGAAGCGUCCGGAGGAGUCAUUUCUGGUAUUUGCCUGGGCGCCGAUCGCAUCUUGCGCUUGAGUAAGGGUGAAGCGGGCUCAUCUGAGAAAGGCUGGGAUGUGUUGCUCCAGAAUGGCACAGUGUACCUGCAGCGUGGUCGCCUACGGUACGAAUAUGAGCAUUCCAUCUUGCCAUAUGAUUCGACGGAUUCCAAUUGGGAUGGGCGGCCGCUCGUACCUGGUCAUCGUGUCAGUGUCAUGAUACGGGAUGCGCCAAAAGCCUAAAGUAUCUGGACCUUGGAAUAUGUAGGAGCCCAUGCAUUCUUGAUCUCGUAU
Molecule: messenger RNA, 988 nt
Organism: Kockovaella imperatae
Lineage: Eukaryota; Fungi; Basidiomycota; Tremellomycetes; Tremellales; Cuniculitremaceae
Exons: 4
Coding region: 80-937 (285 amino acids)
Biological process (GO): fatty acid metabolic process; DNA damage response
Cellular component (GO): mitochondrial matrix
Source: RefSeq, a predicted model, not a curated record